Messenger RNA from Phytophthora nicotianae INRA-310, 1522 nucleotides. RefSeq lists its product as hypothetical. The transcript has a single exon. The coding region runs from base 151 to 1452 and encodes 433 amino acids. NCBI's taxonomy places the organism in Eukaryota, Oomycota, Peronosporomycetes, Peronosporales, Peronosporaceae. The record is from RefSeq and is a predicted model, not a curated record.
GACGGCAGUUAGCAAAGCUCCGAAUUCGAUCGCAUCCGACCGCGUCGACGUCCUUGCGUCGCUCUUGCUGUGUCUCCUAGAGGCUACACCCGCUCGUACGCGUCUACAUCCUCUCCUCAAGGGUCUCCUUCACGUCUGCAUACCCAACUCAUGUCUUUCGCGUCGUUCCCGGCUCCCCCAUCGGACGAUGUCCAACUAGACAAACAGCUCUAUACUAUGAUCGAGCUUGAGGGCAACCGCUACCGCGCCUUCUUCGCCAAACUGAGUGGGGGCCAUGGCUCAUUGAUCUCCCGCGACGCCGCACUCGAGUUCUUCCGCAAGUCCAGUCUCAGUGAGGAGCAGGUGCAGGAACUCUAUGCUCGCUUAAAGGAGCUACAACUGCUCCGGGACCACGAUCACAUGAACGAGACGGAGUUCGUCAUGGGCAUGCACUUCAUUGUGUGCAUGACCAAGCGUAACCUGGUUAAGAUCCCUCCCAAGUUCCCAAACUACUUGUUCCCGACGCUGGAUCUGACACCCGAAAGGCAGCAGAGCUUUGACUUCCCGAGCCCCGAGGAGCACUCGGACACAUCUAAAGCAUCAAGUGGCACGCCACUAGUGCCUCCUCCUUCUAUGGGGUUGAUGGGGGCUACUGAUGCGUCUAUUUCGUUCACUGCUACGUCAUCUGUGACCUCUGGAGCCCGAUUAAUGGACGCCAAGUCACUGAGUGAGUUGAUGAAUACUGAGAUUCGUACUAAACAACAUGAAGCGGAAGUGUUGUCUAAGGUGGAUCAGUCUGAGGCAAGAGCGUUGCAGAGCUUGCACGCGUGUGUGGAGCGUAUUGCUGACCAGGUGGACGGACUGGGCUUCCCCGUUCCAAGUUCGGCGAGGUCACUGGAUGCGUUGGAUGAUCUGAGAAACUUGCUGCAGAAGCAUGUGCACGCAGCCAAGCAGGAGAUUCAAAGCAUGCAGAUUGAUGCCCAGAUGAGGAGUGUGGCGUCGGAGGUGGCACAAGGUGAAAGCCGAGAAGAUCCGAUGAAGGCCACAAGUAUCUUGACGCAGGAGCUGAUGGCGCUGCAACACCAAACUGCCCAACUGAUGGCAAAGAAAGCGGAUGUCGUCGGACGUCUUGUGGCUGUGAAGGCGGGUGGGUCUGCAGCUGGAAGCAUUAUUCAGCAGUCGAGCGGUCCGGGAUUUGCAGGAGGGUUGGAGUCAAAGAAUCCUGCGUUUGCCUUAUCGAAAGGUGCGCUAACGGUGGGAGAGCUAGGCACAGUCUCGGCCUCAACCACACCUCCGAAGAACGUGGACCCCUCUUCUAGUGGUGGCUGGGGAACCUUUGGUGCCACGCCAAACGACCCUCCUCCUGCUUCAAAUGAUCCGUUCGCAUUUGGAUCAGCUCCAGCUAAAGUUGCGGUUGAUACUAAAAAGCCAGAUGCCCCCGAAAAUGAUUUUGCUUGGGGCUCGUUUCAAUAAAAAAAAAAAAACUAAAUUGUUGAUUGGAAAAAUCCAACUUCAAAGUAUCCACGUGAUGUUUCUCAAACAA